AUGCAACUCAGGGAGUUCAAGUACCAGGCAUUGAAGAACGACUUGCAGCCUUUGGUUGGUACCAAGCAAGCAAUAUACCUUCGAUCAACUGAACCUCAUCGUAACGAACUCCUCCGCUCCAUAAACGUCGCCUUCGGUCUUAAUGCCGAUAGGAACUUAAUUUGGGCGGACGAUGAUUUACUUGCAAUGGAUCCUUUUAUGCCACAAAUCUCGAUCACGAAUUUGUCGCUCUCGUUGCUGAUGAUUGGAACACCACUCUGGAUAACCUCUUACAAGAAGCCAUUAUGA
This is a messenger RNA of Morchella importuna, 288 nucleotides long. RefSeq lists its product as uncharacterized. Bases 1 to 288 code for a protein of 95 amino acids. The record is from RefSeq and is a predicted model, not a curated record. NCBI's taxonomy places the organism in Eukaryota, Fungi, Ascomycota, Pezizomycetes, Pezizales, Morchellaceae. The transcript has a single exon.